Gadus chalcogrammus (walleye pollock) is the source of this 975-nucleotide messenger RNA. Its product is annotated as homeobox protein Nkx-2.6-like. Gene Ontology annotation, molecular function: RNA polymerase II cis-regulatory region sequence-specific DNA binding; DNA-binding transcription factor activity, RNA polymerase II-specific. The transcript has 2 exons. Bases 86 to 964 code for a protein of 292 amino acids. Gene Ontology annotation, biological process: cell differentiation; regulation of transcription by RNA polymerase II. Gene Ontology annotation, cellular component: nucleus. The record is from RefSeq and is a predicted model, not a curated record. NCBI's taxonomy places the organism in Eukaryota, Metazoa, Chordata, Actinopteri, Gadiformes, Gadidae.
AUGACGCCACUGGUUAGAGCCAAGGGUACCCAUAGUGGUCUUUACAUCUUAACUGGAACUCUUCCGUCAUUCAAAAGCAAAAGGGAUGAGUUUCCAUACCGUCGCGUUAACGCCGUUUUCAGUCAAGGACAUACUUCAGCUGGACCUUUAUCACACAUCUGAGGACCGGCUCCUGCUGUCUGCUCGUGCCGCCUCCAUGCCCCGUUUGGACGUCGCCCGACCGGAAGGCGCGCUCGCCAGGCUGGAGAGUGAUUGCGGGGAUCAGCUCGUUUCGGGGACGCCGUGGAAACGCACCGGGAACCUCGAUACCCGGAGAACCCUGUUGUUACCAGAAGUUAAAGCUAAUGACCGGGAAACAAGCGGCCACUACAUUUCUCCUCGCCCCGUGAAGCCCAAGGCCGCACCGCCACCACGGCCUCGCGUUCUGUUCUCCGCGGCUCAGGUGGCGCAGCUGGAGCAGCGCUUCACGCAGCAGCGCUACCUCUGCGCGGAGCAGCGGAACGUCCUGGCGCACCUGCUGGAGCUGACGUCCACGCAGGUCAAGAUAUGGUUUCAGAACAGGAGGUACAAAUGCAAGCGGCAACGGCAAGACCAGUCGUUGGAGCUAGCGGGCUACCCGGCCCUCUCACACCCCCCGAGGAGAGUGUCGGUCCCGGUGUUGGUCCGGGACGGGCAGCUCGUCUGCCAGGCCGCAGGGGCCCGUGCAGCGGCAGGGCAGAGCGGUGGGGCCCUCGGUCCCUCCGGUCCCGGCUGUGGAUAUUACCGCCACUCCGACGCCUUGUACGGCUACAACAACAACAACAACAACAACAACGUGUCUGUCGCUUGUCUCACCCACCUAACCGCCGCUCAGACGGCUGACCGUCACCCGGCUGACCUGGGCCUGAUGGACACUCGUUACGGACCUUCCAACGGGACGUUCAGCUUCGGACACAUUCAGCCGUCAAGAGGUUGGCUCGAUUAGAAUGAGUUCAU